GGGCAGUGGGAAAACCCUUAAGGAACGCUAUCGACGGCCACUGCACUGCUGGCAAAACAUGUACCAGGACAACAUUCCCCCUUCAAACGCUUAAAGCCUACAUCGCGAUUAAUAUUUCAUCGCGAUUCUGAUCCUGAGAGGAUUGCUGCCUUUUCACUGUUGUGCCGCUCAUUUUCGUUGCGCUGGAUCUUUCGUGUCAGAAGAUGUGUGUGGAGAGCGAUGGGUGCGAGAUAGAGGGCUGCAGCAGUUCGGACGAGGUGCAGACGCUGUCAGGCAGCAUGAGUCCCGGCUUGAAAUCAAACCCCGAUCUCCAUCCAUGCAAACCCGGGCAAAAAUUUCGUGCCGCACUCCUAAAAUGCAGGUCUCCCACGGCAGCCGCAGGGAUUCUCAGUUUUGGGAAUGUGCUUAAUUACAUGGAUAGAUACACCGUGGUAGGUGUUCUGCUCGACAUCCAGAAGCACUUCAGCGUCAGCGACAGCGAGGCGGGCCUCUUGCAAACAGUGUUCAUCUGCAGCUUCAUGGUGGCAGCGCCCAUUUUCGGUUACCUUGGCGACCGUUUCAACAGGAAGAUCAUACUGAGCUGCGGUAUAUUCUUCUGGUCAGCCGUCACUCUCUUCAGCUCCUUCAUCACCAAAGAGUAUUACUGGCUGUUUGUCCUGUCGAGGGUUCUGGUCGGCAUCGGGGAGUCAAGCUACUCCUCCAUCUCUCCCACCAUCAUCGGCGACCUAUUCACCAACAACACACGGACCAUGAUGCUCUCUGUCUUCUACUUUGCUAUUCCCCUGGGCAGUGGUCUGGGCUACAUCUUGGGCUCCAGUGCGAAAGACGCGGCAGGAGAUUGGCACUGGGCCCUGAGGGUGUCCCCAGUUUUGGGGAUGACGGCCGGGACCUUGAUCCUGUUCUUCGUACCCGACCCCAAACGGGGGAGCGUGGACCAGCAGGGAGGGCAGCUGAGGACUCGCACGCCUUGGAUCUGUGACAUGAAAGCACUGGCCAAAAACCGUAGUUACGUGUUCUCCUCGCUGGCCUCGUCCGCGGUCUCCUUCGCCACCGGUGCUUUCGGCAUGUGGAUCCCAAUCUACCUGUACAGGGCACAGGUAGUGCAGAAGACCGUGGUGCCCUGUACCAAUGAGCCCUGCAGCAGCAGGGACAGUCUUUGGUCCUCCUCCAGUUUGAUUUUCGGGGCUAUCACCUGCGUGACGGGGCUCCUGGGAGUGCUGAUUGGCGCGGCGACCACGCGCCUGUGCCGGCAGAAGACCGAGAGGGCGGACCCCCUGGUGUGCGCCGUCAGCAUGCUGGGCUCGGCCAUCUUCAUCUGCCUCAUCUUCGUCGUGGCUAAGAAGAGCAUCGUGGGGGCAUAUUUCUGCAUUUUCAUAGGAGAGACGCUGCUCUUUUUAAACUGGGCCAUUACUGCAGACAUUUUAAUGCACGUCGUCGUCCCAACAAGAAGAGCCACGGCCGUCGCCUUCCAGAGCUUCACCUCGCACUUGUUGGGGGAUGCUGGGAGCCCUUACCUGAUUGGUCUGAUCUCGGACGCCCUGCAGAAGACCUACGCCAAGUCGGUCCUGUGGCAGUUCCUGAGCCUGGGCUACGCCCUCAUGGUGUGCCCCUUCGUGAUCGUCCUGGGGGGGAUGUUCUUCCUGGCCACCGCCCUCUUCUUCCUGGACGACCGAGAGAAAGCAGAGAAACAGUUGAGUCAGCUGGCCAAGUCACCAUCCUCUGUCAAGGUAUGAUCAGGUCUAAACGUGAGGAGAGCCGUGGGAGGAGUGGAAGAGCGAGCAGAACGGGGGAGGAGAGGAGCCCAGUUCUUCACCUGCAUCAUCGCCGCCAUUACUAUAACUACUUUCGUCGUUGAUAUUUACACUUUGAAGACUGUGUGUAAAACUGGAAUGAAGGAGCACCGCCUAUCCAAAGAAACCCGCAGUACACCAUGAAGUCACACGCGAAGAAGGACUGAGACGCGAAACCAGCUGCGCGGCUGUGCGAGGUUGUCGGUGCUACAGGCCGCUAGGCGUGUCAGGUGACACAAACUCACCCCGCCCACCCCCUCCUUCCCGCCCCCGUGCAGUGCCAGUGCCAUACUACUGAAGAGAAGGAUAAGGGUGUCCUACCGUCUGUCAAUCUGCACCAAGUGCAUUAUCACAACAUUCCUUCCCCAAAUCUGCACUGACCGCAGCAGCCGACAGGAAGUCGCUGAAAAUAUCAGAGCAGUGACCUCCCUCAGUUGCCCUUGACGACGACAGCGCCUGGAGAACCAGCCUUAAGACUUUGAGCCUGACGAAACUGCAGGGCAGACCUGCUCUGUUGGUGUUUUUUUCUACGUCACAAUGUCUAGCACUUACAGUAGAUAAUAUAUAAAGUGCCAGCGUCACCACAUAGUAAAUUGUCCGAUACGUAACAUUCACUGUCACAAUGGAAUAGAUUUUUGUAUUUGUUGUUAUGACUAUGUAUAGAAGUGGAACUGGAACGGGAGGUUAUAACCUAUGAUUGUUUCAUAGAGGGCAUGUAUAAGAUUAUUAAUAUUGCACAUGAAAAGACAUAGAGAAAAGGAGAAAUGUAAGACUUGCGCAUUGCUCUAAAACUCUCCAGCUGGCAUUUUGAUUUAUUGAUCUGUUGACUUUUAGCCUGUCCCACAAAAAUAUUUGGCAAAUAAUAUUAACAAAAUGAUAACAAAAUCUUUGAUUAAUUUAGGUGUGUAUGCCAAAAAACAUGCCCUGCUUCUCUUGUGUGAAGACACACUGGGAAUUUUAAUGGAUUGGUGCAACCUACCUUCCAAACUCUUAUCUUAGAACAGUAUGUGCAAUUUAAGGAUUGAUUACAGACUUCCUGGUUUUGAAUUCCUGAACUGCUGAAAAAUGACAGUUACACAGAACAUCGGAUAAGAUUUGGAAUCCAAGCUCAAUAGAACAGGAGGCUUUGUUCACAGGUUCACCCCCUCCUCCCACCCCCCACCCCCUCUUUGUAGAUAUCCAAUUCCUGAGAAGUGCUUUUUCCCUGGCAGGAGGUUUUUCCAUUCAGCUGCAAAUUAAUUAGUCACAGAAAUCUACCCCUGAGGAAAGAAAAACUGCCAACCAAACCUCAAAUUAAACUAGAUACACUGUAGUUUGUAUAGUUAGUUUUUUUUCAAUCUAGCACUGCAUUGAAUCCCAAAGAAAGCUAGCAAUGCAGGUCAGAUCACGUCUUCUGAGACGACAUGGUUUGACAAAAUCUCUUUGAUACGUAAUGGAUUGAAAAUGCACCACCUACUGUAUAGCUUACCGUGAUCAACAAGAGUGGAUCUGUGCCAUUAAGGCUUUUCUUCACAGGAGACGUCCCUGGGGGGGGGGGGGGGGUCUAAUAAGGGAAUAGGGGGGUUAUUGCUUGGUUUUAUUGCCCCAUGGAAAUGUCUGCCUUUAAACUUAAAGCUGUGUUCUUUCCCCCCAGGAAUCCCUAUAUCAGCAUUGCUUCUUUCUUACACAGAAAAAAGACAGUUGGGUAUUUUGUUAAAAGCGUUGUGCUGAACAAGGCUUGCAUUUAGAGGAAAAUUGGGAAGAGAAAACAAGCUCAUGACCUGAUUUUUGUCGGCAUGUGGAAUUUGUCCUGGACCCCAUCUUGUUUUUCUCUUUUUCUCUUGAUUCUUUUUGUCAGCUAUCAGCACAUAUUGACGUUCUUCUGUCCAAACAAUGUGUUUACACCGAAAAUCAAUAUUAUUAAGCUCCUUUCUUUUUGUGGUUCUCUAAUGGAACUUCCUUUUUUACAGAUAAGUUUUUAUAUAUAAUUACUAUAGAGAUAUAUGGAUAUAUCAUGCAGCAAUUUUAAUAUAUUAUAAACAAAAGCUUGGACACAAUGUAUUUAUAUGUUUGUUACCACAAUGAAGAAUCCCUGUAAAGGAAAGUUAAUGGACUUUAUGUAUAUUUUCACCUUUUUGUUUGAGUUAUGUGUUCCUACAAGUUUAUUGUAUCACAGUGAAACAACACCAUUCUGUUUACAUCGCAGCAAAUCACAAUGCACUUACUGUGGUCACAUGUCAAACAACAGUGCCCACAGACAGAAAGACUGUGUAUGUUAAUGCAGAGCUCCCAUUGAAUUGAUAACGAGCUUUGUAUUGGCCAGUUCUCAUCUGCUGGGUGGCUCAACCUGUUAAGGCACUGUUCUAGUGUAUGGAUGGGCCCCAGGGUUAGAUAUUAAUUCUGUAUUAUGCCAGUACCACCUGUAACCAGCUGCCCCACAUGGCUACGCGCAAUUGGUCGUGGGGGUUGCCUGGGGAAGGUUGGGUUUCAGUCAGCUGGGAUGACAGCAUCUCAUUGUGCACUAGCGAACCCCACUGGUUUGAUCAGGCACAUGCCGGUUCGCCUGUUGAGCUGCCCGUGAAGUAUCUCCCUCUCCCUGAAGUGUGGGCGAGCCCAUCUUGUGAACUGCAGCGUGAUAAGAAUUGGCAUUACGUGCUUCUGAGGAUGUCCUAUUCUUGUCUGUGCUCUGCAGAAUCCAUGGUGGAGCUGAUAUGCAUACAAUUCAGCAUUCCAAUUGAGGAGAAAAAGGCAAAAAUUUAAAUAAAUAAAAUUUAAGGACUAAAUCCUCAAAUGUUCUGAGUUUUGGUAAUCUGGCAAUCAGUUUUGGCAAUUGCUUGGUAAUUGAACCCUUGUAUCUGAGACUGAAAUGCUUUGUAGGGCCCUUCUGCAAGUUGAACUAAUCAAUCAAGUGAAACACAUACAUUAAUACCACCUGAUUUGAUCAUGGUUUCAUGCUUCUACAGUUAGGCCAACAUUUUGAGUUGUAUUCAGUGAUGAAUCCACUGUUAAGAAACUGUCAUGUCUACAGUGCUCACUAAAGCAACACCCAUGAUGAAACAGGAGGCUGGCAUUUCAUGGCCACAGUAAUUUGUAAUUGUUUUGAGUCAUUUAACUGAUCUUUUUUUUUUUUUAAGCGGUGCUCUUGAAGUAAAGAUGAUCUGAACUGGAUAAGCUACAGUGGGUUCACAAUGCCAAAACUAGGUCUUCACUAUUUUAAAUGAGGUUUUUUUUUCUCCUUUGUUUUGUUUUGAAGAAUUACUAUUGAAUAGCACCUGUUCGUCACGGGGGAGAUGUGAUGUAAGAUUGUGCUCUUUCUUGUCAUACAAGAAUCGUGUAAAAUGAUAAUCCUAUUUCUGGGUUUAAACAGAAAACAGAAGCUGUUUUAUUUUUUAGAGCGAGUGUGAUUAAAAAUGCUGUCUAGGAAGUGACUGUGACACUCCUUCGGGAGUGAGAAGAAAUGUACAACCAUAUGUCAAUGAUCAAAUAAACUUAUUUAAUCAAAGCAGAA
Anguilla anguilla (European eel) is the source of this 5277-nucleotide messenger RNA. It is a transcript of the gene spns2, whose product is annotated as spinster homolog 2 (Drosophila). Bases 204 to 1733 code for a protein of 509 amino acids. Gene Ontology annotation, molecular function: sphingolipid intramembrane carrier activity; transmembrane transporter activity. NCBI's taxonomy places the organism in Eukaryota, Metazoa, Chordata, Actinopteri, Anguilliformes, Anguillidae. The record is from RefSeq and is a predicted model, not a curated record. Gene Ontology annotation, biological process: sphingosine-1-phosphate receptor signaling pathway; transmembrane transport; lipid transport. Gene Ontology annotation, cellular component: membrane. The transcript is spliced from 13 exons.